AUGUUUCAAUUGCUGGUUGAAAGAAAUGAACGAAUUACAAGUUUAGGAAGUGGAUCUCAAACGCCGUCAUCCAUACGAGUCGUGAUCAUUGGCUUAUUGAUUGCCAUCGUGCUAUUGAUUGCAUUUAUUGCUGCACUAUUCAUUUAUUAUCAACGAGCCGAAAAGGUACCAAAAGAGAAAUUGCGUGAAAUCGAUCUGAAACCGAUGCAGAAUGGAUCACAACAUUCGGUUCUUCCUACGCAAAUAACCAACGAUCUUAAAAGUGAGUCAGACAGUUAUGUGCAGAGCAGUAAGCACUCAUUGAAUAUGAUUAGUGGAUGGAUAUUCGCCUAUGUUGAUAUCACGUUUGGUUUCACAAUUACAUUUGAUUGCUGA
Molecule: messenger RNA, 375 nt
Organism: Anisakis simplex (herring worm)
Lineage: Eukaryota; Metazoa; Nematoda; Chromadorea; Rhabditida; Anisakidae
Source: the annotation of a GenBank genome assembly